UAUUAUAAACCAACCUCUAACAUGAUCAUCAGAAGGACUGCUGUUCCGAUGGACGUUUAAAUGUGUGAUCAUUAAUCACACAACUAUCAAGCGGAUUUCCUCAAGACCUAAAGUUGUUCCGGUGAUCGGUGGUUUUGUGGAGAGGAAGCAAAAAAUGACUCUGCAUCUGUAUGAACUGAGCAGCAAACUGCUCGGGGAAACAGUCGGGAAAGUGUCUGACAACCUGACCUCGGUGGUGCUGGCUGCCUCUGUCAUCACUCUCACCAUCGGUUACAUUACUAAACUGCUGCUUAAACAGUCCAACACCGACGAGCAUCUGAAAUACCCACCUUACAUUCCCUCCAGCAUCCCGUUCCUGGGUCAUGCCAUUGCUUUUGGGAAAAGUCCCAUUGAAUUUCUUGAAAAUGCCUAUGAAAAAUACGGCCCUGUGUUCAGUUUCACCAUGGUGGGGAGCACCUUCACUUACCUGCUGGGCAGUGACGCAGCCACGCUGAUGUUCAACAGCAAGAAUGAUGACCUGAACGCUGAGGACGUCUACUCCAGACUGACCACUCCAGUGUUUGGCAAAGGAGUCGCCUAUGAUGUCCCCAACCCUAUCUUUCUGGAACAGAAGAAGAUGUUGAAGACCGGACUAAACAUCGCUCAUUUUAAGGAACAUGUGAAAAUUAUCGAGGCAGAGACUGUAGAGUAUUUCCAGAGAUGGGGAGACAGCGGGGAGAGAAAUCUGUUCGAGGCUCUGUCUGAGUUGAUCAUCCUGACUGCCAGCAGCUGUCUUCAUGGGAAAGAGAUCCGCAGCAUGCUGAAUGAGAGAGUGGCUCAGCUUUAUGCCGACCUGGACGGAGGAUUCAGUCACGCUGCCUGGCUGCUCCCCGGCUGGCUGCCGCUGCCCAGCUUCAGGAAAAGGGACAGAGCACACAUAGAAAUCAAAAACAUCUUCUUCAAGGUGAUUCAAAAGCGCAGACAAUCUGGAGAGAAAGUAGACGAUAUCCUUCAGACCCUCAUCGACUCUACAUACAAAAACGGACAGCCCCUGAAUGAUAACGAGAUCGCGGGGAUGCUGAUCGGUCUCCUCCUGGCGGGUCAGCACACAUCGUCCACCACCAGCGCUUGGAUGGGUUUCUUCCUGGCCAGAGACAAAGACCUGCAGGAGCGCUGCUACGCUGAGCAGAGAGCCAUGUGUGGAGAAGACCUGCCUCCACUCGACCUCGACCAGCUGAAGGAUCUCAGCUUGUUGGAGCGCUGUUUGAAGGAGACUCUUCGCCUCCGCCCGCCCAUCAUGACCAUGAUGAGAAUGGCUCGCUCUCCUCAGACUGCAGCAGGCUACACCAUCCCUGUGGGCCACCAGGUCUGUGUCUCCCCGACUGUUAACCACCGUCUGCAGGACACGUGGGUGGAAAGGACAGAGUUCAACCCCGACCGCUACCUCAAUGACAACCCGGCUGCAGGGGAGAAGUUUGCCUACGUGCCCUUUGGAGCUGGCCGCCAUCGCUGCAUCGGGGAGAACUUUGCCUACGUCCAGAUCAAAACCAUCUGGUCUACUUUAGUGCGCAUGUACGACUUUGACCUGGUGGACGGAUAUUUCCCGACAAUCAACUACACCACAAUGAUUCACACGCCUCACAACCCGGUCAUCAGAUACAAGAGGAGGAAACAGUGAUGGAGAAUACUGGGAGGAGAAAAAAGACACAAAGAAGCAAACAAACAUCAACGUUUUGGAGAGAAGCUCGGAAUUUCUGGGACUUGAAUUGAGAAACAUUUAAGUGAAUGCACUUUGCUCUGCUUAAGUGUCUUAAACUUUUCCUUGUUUUUCUCAGAAUGUCAACAUGAUUCAGCGUUAUAAGGAUAUUAGAUCCUUCAUUGCUGAAAACUCACUAAGGAAGCUAGAACGACACUUGAAGAGCACAGACCUCUGAUAACAGUCCAGACGUCUUUGGUAUCAAUAUAUGCAAGUGCAACCACUAUAUAGAUGUCCACUUGUUAGGCCUGGGCGAUAUGGCCUAAAAAUAAAAUCAAGAUUUUUUCACACACAAACCAAAUAACUGUUGUACUUCUGGAUAGCAGGCGGUGUGAGCGAGGAUACCAAAUCAACAACCAGGUUGCAGUUUUCUCAGUUGAAACAGAAAUGUAUCCGAACAGAAAAAAACUCUCUCCUCACAGCCUUCUCAAAAAUGACACACAUCCACCAGUUUACUGAUGUCACACACAUUAAAUAUCCUGUUACCUGUCCUCGUGGGCCAAUCAGAGAGGAGCGCUGUAAUCAGUGCCAGAUUGACUGCAGGUGUAAUCAAUCUCACCUCCCAAUGGAGUGAAUGAGAUUUAAACAUGAUUGAACAAAAGACAAAAAAAUGUCCAAACUUCCCAAACAAACGCAUACAAAACAUUCAACAUGAUACAUGACGUAAACAUUCUGUUUGCUUUCACUUUCACUUUAACUAAGAAAAAAAACAAGUUCAAUUCAUGAAUUAGUUCUAGUCACUUCAAAGUCAUAAUAACCAAAAUGACUUACAUCUUUCUACAUAAACAUUGAUAUUCCUCUCGGCCUCAACAUCAACAUUUAUCAAAAUAAUCUUAAUUUUACCAUCGGAUGGUAUGCUUCAUAACGUAAUCGAUUUUUGAUUUGAUCAAUAGAAGUUAGCAAAAUCAAACUGACUUCCCCUUUAAGAAUUCAUAAAGUAACCAGACUUUCUCUUUAGGGGUUAAAGGUUAAAGUGCACUAUGCAGUUUCAGGGAACAGCAAAAGUAGAGAUGAGUUGGAGCAAUUUCAGUUAACACAUACCUGGGAUCACCCAGCCUCUCUGAAAGGGGAGGAUGGGAACCACAGGAACCCACAGGAGCAGCACAGUUGAAGAUUUUACACAAACCUGGUUUAUUGAUCAAAUUGAUUUAUUACUUAUAUUAGAUGGAUUUUGAUUGCUUGUUGGAUGUGAUCUGAUUCUACCCUGGGUUCAUGCUACAGCCUUUCACCAAGUUGCAUGACAUUCGGCCAGUAGAUUUCUCUUAAUUGUAGUAACAAACAAAUUAAUGGAACCAAAAACUGAUUUUUUUUGGUAGGAAGAUAUUAAAAGCAAAACAGUAUCCACGGGAUAAGCCCACGGUGCAGCUGAGGGUCAUCAGGUUUUGUGGGAUGUUACGAC
This is a messenger RNA of Labrus bergylta (ballan wrasse), 3134 nucleotides long. It is a transcript of the gene cyp51a1, whose product is annotated as cytochrome P450, family 51. Gene Ontology annotation, molecular function: heme binding; oxidoreductase activity, acting on paired donors, with incorporation or reduction of molecular oxygen; iron ion binding. The record is from RefSeq and is a predicted model, not a curated record. NCBI's taxonomy places the organism in Eukaryota, Metazoa, Chordata, Actinopteri, Labriformes, Labridae.